Molecule: messenger RNA, 2036 nt
Organism: Labrus mixtus (cuckoo wrasse)
Lineage: Eukaryota; Metazoa; Chordata; Actinopteri; Labriformes; Labridae
Product: cell division control protein 42 homolog
Exons: 5
Coding region: 21-596 (191 amino acids)
Biological process (GO): small GTPase-mediated signal transduction; modification of synaptic structure
Cellular component (GO): dendritic spine
Molecular function (GO): GTP binding; GTPase activity
Source: RefSeq, a predicted model, not a curated record
CAGUGUCAGAAAGCACAACGAUGCAGACUAUCAAGUGUGUGGUGGUGGGUGAUGGAGCAGUGGGUAAAACCUGCCUGUUGAUUUCAUACACCACCAACAAAUUCCCCUCUGAAUAUGUACCAACAGUUUUUGACAACUAUGCAGUAACUGUAAUGAUUGGGGGGGAACCAUACACCCUUGGCUUAUUUGACACAGCAGGUCAGGAAGAUUAUGACCGACUACGACCACUAAGCUACCCACAGACGGAUGUGUUUUUAGUCUGUUUCUCAGUUGUUUCCCCUUCAUCAUUUGAGAAUGUUAAAGAGAAGUGGGUUCCCGAAAUAACCCACCACUGUCCCAAGACCCCGUUCCUGUUGGUAGGCACUCAGAUUGACCUGCGCGAUGACCCCUCCACAGUGGAGAAGCUAGCCAAGAACAAACAGAAGCCAAUAACCCCCGAGACUGCGGAGAAGCUUGCUCGGGACCUAAAGGCAGUCAAAUAUGUUGAGUGCUCAGCCCUAACACAGAAAGGAUUAAAGAAUGUGUUUGAUGAGGCAAUACUGGCUGCCCUGGAGCCCCCUGAACCUAAGAAAAGACGUAAAUGUGUUCUGCUCUAAGUUUCGUCGCAGCCAACUCUACACCAGUUUCCAAAAUCUAGGUUAGCAGUACUGAAGAGGUUUGCAGCACAAGCACAUUCCAGCAUGAAUUAAGGUAUCAACACAUAUUUGCCUUCUGACUGACUUAACCUAAAUUCAAUGUGUUGGAAGUGAGUUAAGGAUUUGAAUAACAAUUUGAUGCUGUUUGUGAUGAUUUCAUGCCACUUAAAAUGGCCUUACAUGAUGUAAACACUGAUUACUAAUAGAUCAUAGGUAACAAGAAAUAACUGAGUUUACCACAUUAUGUUCAGAGGUCUUUUGGUAAAGUGCUUUCCUAAACUGACCUUGAAAUGGUAUUUAAAUGGUUAUGUUUCAUGGACUGCCAUGAAAAACACAAACGAGUAGGAUACUAAAGGGGCUUUUAGUCUUUUAACUGAUGAGUACUUGUCAAAUGAUCCCCUUAACAUCUAUGGUGUGUUCUUUGCUUUACUCUGGCACACAAGCCUGCCUUUGGUUGACACCUCAUUCCAAUGUCAACGUUGAAAAAUCUAGCAAUAUAAAUUCUGCUACAGUCAGAAAAUGUUUAUUUUUAUCAAGAAUGAAACAUUUCUCAAGUUUCCCUUUCCUGUUUUUAUUUACACAUCAUUUAAAUGUUCUUUGACACCAUGGCCUCCGGGAAGAUCCAAGAAAUAUCUGACAGAAUCUGACAUUUCUAGGCUAUGCUCCAUUAUUAUUUUUUUCUAGUUUGCAAAAUAAAAAAUGGAAAAAAAAAAAUAGAUUGACACUUGUCACAAUGGAUCUCCACAGGAGGUCACAGAGAAGUGGGAAUUAUAUGGAGUUAAAAAUACAGUGCUAACAAUCCCAUUGUACAUCAUGUGUAACAAAUGGCCAAUAUCAAUGUAAGUGAAACAAUGCAAGGAGCCCUACAAAUGUAUUUUAUUUGACAUAUGUGUGUUGGCAGCAAAAUGAUGUUUAUCCUGAAUGCUUGUCAAAAGUUGCAUUAGCUAAACUUUGCAGGAGCAUUUCAGCCUAUAACCCAAAUCUAAUCAACUAUUUUGUAAACCAAAAACAACUUUCUUCCAAAUUGCAGCAUUAUAACCGUAUAUUGGAAAGUAACACCUUGUGACAGGUUCUCACUGAAGUGCUUUUAUUUACAUUGAGACCCUGUGAAGAUGUAUGAGUGACUGAACUAGCACUAUUUGCAUUUGUCUUUUACUAUAUCCAUGCCGCAUUCGUUGGCUUGAAUUUGUACAUACAGUAAGAAUAACUCUUAACUUAUUGACUGAAUAGUGUGUGCAUUACUGAUACCAAGAUUUAGAGAAGCUGAAACAACACUGAAAUCAAAUGAACCUUGAAAAUGCUAAGUGAAGGAGUGCUUUUGAUUUUUAUUCAAUUUGACCUCAAAAUGUAUCUUGCAUCACAACAAAACAGUAUUAUGAAUAAACCUAACAUCAAAAACUU